Hipposideros armiger (great roundleaf bat) is the source of this 960-nucleotide messenger RNA. RefSeq names its product polysaccharide biosynthesis domain containing 1 (gene PBDC1). The record is from RefSeq and is a predicted model, not a curated record. Bases 70 to 675 code for a protein of 201 amino acids. NCBI's taxonomy places the organism in Eukaryota, Metazoa, Chordata, Mammalia, Chiroptera, Hipposideridae. Gene Ontology annotation, cellular component: cytoplasm. The transcript has 6 exons.
ACGACGGAAGGAGCUUACGUAAAGUCAAGUCAUUUCCGGGAAGUGGGGCCACGCUUUGUUAGCUGCAACAUGGAGGCGGCUGGUGGAACCGAUGAGCUGGUUUCCGGGGAACUGGUGUCAGUGGCACAUGCUCUUUCUCUCCCAGCCGAGUCCUAUGGCAACGAUCCUGAUAUUGAGAUGGCUUGGGCCAUGCGAGCAAUGCAGCAUGCCGAGGUCUACUACAAGCUGAUUUCAUCAGUUGACCCCCAGUUCCUGAAACUCACCAAAGUGGAUGACCAAAUCUAUUCUGAAUUUCGGAAAAAUUUUGAGAAACUCAGGAUAGAUGUAUUGGACCCAGAAGAGCUCAAAUCAGUAUCAGCUAAAGAGAAGUGGAGGCCAUUCUGCUUGAAGUUUGACGGGGUUGUAGAAGACUUCAACUACGGUACUUUGCUGCGACUGGAUUGUUCUCAGGGCUACACGGAGGAAAACACCAUCUUUGCCCCCAGAAUACAGUUUUUUGCCAUUGAGAUUGCUCGGAACCGGGAAGGCCAUAACAAAGUAGUUUACAGCAGUGUUCAGGACAAAGAAAAUGAGAAAGGAGCUGACAGAGGAGAAAAAGAAAAAACUGACAACAGAGCAGGAAGAGAUGAAACAGCCCACAAAGGAGUCGACAAACGUGGUGAAACAGCUGUGUAAGGUAGACGGGGAGCAGCACUCUGGACACUGACUCAGCAGAGCUGACAGACGCCAUGAUGCUACUUGCACAGACCCCUGUGGUUACAUGUAUGUCCUGUGCCAUAGAAGGACAUGCACAAGGACACCUCUGUAGCCUAAUAGUCAGGAGCUGCUCUGCUGCUUCUGUAUGAAGUGGCUUCAACACUAUUAGUAGGCUCAUAGUUGAUGGUUUCUUGGUAUAUUUUUUGUUGGCUCUCUUCACCGGCCAAGUAAGAAAUCUUGUAAAUAAAUUUCUUUUGGUUCUUA